AUGACAGACCGCCACAUCUUCGACGACCACUCUACGCUCGUUCUUCGCUCACUCACUGGCCUUGUCAAGGCUCAUCCCAAUCUCUCCCUUUUACCUGCAACUAAGACCGUCAUUAAUGCUGACCACGACUCCUCCAAAGUCACUCUCAUAUGCGGCGGCGGUGCAGGCCACGAACCUGGAUCAACAGGCUUUGUCGGUCGUGGUCUACUGUCCGCUAGUGUUAGCGGCGAUACUUUUGCCAGCCCUAGUGCGAGGCAAGUGUACAGAGCGAUAAAUGCCGUACCAAGUAACGAGGGGACAAUCUUGAUCAUAACGAACUAUACUGGCGACAACCUCCACUUUGGUCUUGCUUGUCAGCAAGCACGUGCAGAUGGAUUGACGAAUGUUGGGAUAUUGCCUGUUGGAGACGACGUCUCUGUUGGUCGAACGAAGGGAGCUUUGGUUGGUAGAAGAGCAUUGGCGGGCACUAUACUCGUCUGCAAAAUUCUAGGCGCCGCCUCCGAAUCAUCAUUCUCGUACUCAUCGACUCUCAACCUUGGUAGAGCCACUACAGCAGGACUUGCGAGCAUUGCAGCUACGCUUGGGCACUGUCACGUCCCAGGACGGUCGAAGGAGGAAUUUGCGCGAGGUCAGGUCGUAGAGGGUGGGAUCGAGAUUGGUUUGGGGUUACACAAUGAGCCGGGCGUCUUCGUUGUCAAUCCUCGACCGUCCUUCUCUGACUUGGUCGCCAGAAUGAUGGACCUUAUACUCAACCAAGAGGACACAGAGCGGGCUUUCGUUCCGUUUCACAAGUCCGGAGAUGUGUUGGUAUUAUUUGUGAACAACAUGGGCGGCAUGAGCGUGUUGGAGAUGUAUGCAGUUGUGGAUGAAGCCCAUAUUUAUCUCGAGAAGCAAGGUUAUAAUGCCCCAAUACGAACAAUCUGUGGAACGUUCAUGGCCUCACUGAACGCCCCCGGAUUUUCCAUCUCCCUCUUGAAUCUUACACAUGAAGUCACGUCGAUCUCCAUGGAAGCGUUACUCGAACUCAUUGACGCACCGCAUGCAUCUGCUGCUUGGCCCGGUGGAGAUAUAUAUCCCCUGCCUGAACAUUUGCAACGACGGUGUAUGGGUGAGAGGUUUAUUGACGUGCCUGAUCAUCCCGAGGCGCAGGUAAAUGGGAAUGAAAAGAAGGAUGGGCGGGAUGAACCGAAGGUUUUGAGAAACGUGCUGCGGGAGGGCGCAGAGGCCGUCUACAAGGGAGAACCGGAUCUGACACGGUGGGAUACAAUCGUCGGCGAUGGCGAUUGUGGCGAGACCUGUGCAAGCGGCGCAAAGGCGGUUCUCUCGGCAUUGGAUCAAGGCCUUGGCUCUGACGGAGAUCUGGUCCAGUUACUGCGAAGACUAACGCAAAUCAUUGACGAAGCCUGCGGUGGCACCCUCGGUGCCAUUUUCUCCAUCUUCCUCGCCGCCCUGACGGCCGAAGUCCGAUCAUAUGCCACCACUUCCACCGAUUCGAAAGCCGACAUGGCAAUGUGGGCGACAACGACAUCAUGCGCUUUGCAAACUCUUUUCCAGAGCACGAAGGCGAGGGAGGGGCAUCGGACGGUCAUGGAUUCAUUGAUUCCGUUUGUUCGCGCUCUGGACUCUUCAUCUGCUUCCUCAAUCCCGAACGGAAAUAACACGGUGUUAGAUGGUGCGGCUGAGGCGUGUCGCAAGGGAGGAGAAGGCACACAGGCGUUGGUAGCGAAGUUGGGGAGGGCGACAUAUGUUGGGGACUCGAAUGAGAAUGGAUUGCCGCCGGAUCCGGGUGCUAUGAGUCUCGUGUUUUUAGUGGACGGGAUGAAGAAGGGGCUGUUGUGCGCGUAA
Messenger RNA from Stereum hirsutum FP-91666 SS1, 1845 nucleotides. Its product is annotated as Dak1-domain-containing protein. The transcript has 11 exons. The record is from RefSeq and is a predicted model, not a curated record. Gene Ontology annotation, biological process: glycerol catabolic process. Gene Ontology annotation, cellular component: cytosol. Gene Ontology annotation, molecular function: ATP binding; glycerone kinase activity. Lineage: Eukaryota; Fungi; Basidiomycota; Agaricomycetes; Russulales; Stereaceae. Bases 1 to 1845 code for a protein of 614 amino acids.